This is a messenger RNA of Acanthosepion pharaonis, 1149 nucleotides long. The record is from the annotation of a GenBank genome assembly. NCBI's taxonomy places the organism in Eukaryota, Metazoa, Mollusca, Cephalopoda, Sepiida, Sepiidae.
AUGGCCGCUGAAUCUAUUGAAGCGCCGGUCGCCGUACCCGUAGGCUAUCCAAAUAUCACCCUCCAAGAAUUGAACGACGAAAAGGCCAUGCUCCGUAUCCCGGCCAUUAUUUACACCAUCAUCCUCAUGAUUGUUGGGCUUUUUGGCAAUACAGUAACCUGUUACAUCUACGGCUAUCGUCUGAAAAUGUUGCCGACCCAUUGUUUUAUCAUUGUGCUGGCUGUCUUCGAUAUUCUUUCCUGUUGCAUUGCAAUGCCGACAGAGAUUCUGGACAUGCGCUAUCCAUUCAUGUUUCCCUCGAUGAUCGCUUGCAAGACUUUGAGGUUCUUGUCCUAUUUCACCACGGGUAGCUCGAGCAUUAUUCUUCUAGUUAUUGCUAUCGACCGUUACAAGAGGGUCUGUCGGCCGUUCAAAAAGCAAAUCACAGUGCGUGAAGCGAAGAUCAUUUCAUUGGUCAUCUCUACUAUUGGUAUAAUCGUCACUUCGCCGAUGCUGUACGCAGCCGGCAAGAUGACACACGAAACCCGUAUUCCGCAUAUUAACGGCACUGACUGCUCCAUCUCUGACUCAGUGCGCAACACCAAAUUCCCUGUUAUCUACUUCGCUAUUGUCUUCCUCAUCAUCAUCUCCUCCUUCGUCGCGAUGUCCAUCUGCUACCUUUUGCUAUGGCUUGAAGUAAGAAACCGCUGUUCGAACCCCAUCAGUGGUGGCGGGAGCAACUGUGGGCCAAGCGUGCCGUUGGAAGUACCAACCACCACCACCCCAGCCCUGGUGAACGAGAAGGCGAGCAGCAAGACAAUGAACCGCACCAACUUGACCGUCUUUCUCGUCACUUUGCUCUUCAUCCUGAGUUACAUCCCCUGCCUCUCACUGCAAGUGGCCCGUACCAUCAUAAAAUAUGAGAUUUCAAUGAGCCCGCUGGCCGAACUGUUCUACUGCAUCGGCAUGAGGUCCUACUUUCUCAGUAAUUCGCUCAACCCGCUCAUUUAUGGCUAUUGCAACCGACAGUUCGGAGACGAAUUCAAGCGUCUCUUCUCGCGGUACCGCCAAGUCUCGCGAAAUCUCAAAAAUGGCCGCCCUUCCAAAAAUUCCGAUUCGUCUUCUUCGUCUGGCAAAAUUCAGACGACCAUCUGCGAGUGUAGCAGCUGA